Erigeron canadensis is the source of this 1351-nucleotide messenger RNA. RefSeq lists its product as uncharacterized. The transcript has 8 exons. Bases 67 to 1119 code for a protein of 350 amino acids. Lineage: Eukaryota; Viridiplantae; Streptophyta; Magnoliopsida; Asterales; Asteraceae. Gene Ontology annotation, molecular function: S-adenosylmethionine-dependent methyltransferase activity. The record is from RefSeq and is a predicted model, not a curated record.
AUAUACGCAUACUUUUGUUUAUAAGUAAAUAAAUUGCGACGGACCACUCAUUCACCGGAGAUUCAAAUGACAACGGUGACAGCAGCACCGGCAGCCGUAUUUCCGGUAGCGAGUCGACUCAGUAGUAGCUUAACGUCUUCAACUCGCCGUUCUUUUAAACCUCUAUCUUUGAUUACGAAUUUCGCGCUAAAAAUCCGCGCGUCAUCCUCAACCGCCAACGUUGAAACCACUCCGGGUACCAGUUUCAAUGAGAAUGAUGGGAAGGCAAAGAAGCUGUUAUUUGGUUGUCCCAUUUGUUAUGACAAGUUAUUAUGGAAUGGUGAUCCACUUUUCUCAGUAGAUUCUACACCCAGGUCUGUUUUGAAGUGUAGCACCUGUAACAAUACCUACAGUGGUAAUGAAACAUAUCUUGAUCUAACAAUAACCAGUGGCUCCAAGAAAUAUGGUGAAUCUAUGCCAGCUUCUUCUGAGCUUUUCAGGUUGCCUCUUGUAUCAUUCCUAUAUGAGAGGGGCUGGCGACAAGCUUUUUCAACAUGGGGUGGUUUCCCAGGCCCGGAGAGAGAGUUUGAAAUGAUGAAAGAUUUUCUUAAGCCAGUCAAUGGAGGAAACAUUAUUGAUGCUAGCUGUGGUAGUGGGAUGUUUUCAAGACUUUUUGCAAAGAGUGGGCUAUUUUCUCUUGUUGUUGCGCUAGAUUAUUCAGAGUCCAUGUUAAAGCAAACCUAUGACUACAUCAAUCAGGAGGAAAACAUAUCUAAAGAGAACUUAAUCUUGGUUAGAGCUGAUAUCGCACGACUUCCAUUCCCUUCAAGUUCUGUAGAUGCUGUGCACGCUGGUGCAGCUCUUCAUUGUUGGCCCUCGCCAUCAUCUGGCGUAGCUGAAAUAAGUCGAAUUCUCCGACCUGGAGGAGUUUUUGUUGCCACCACCUACAUAGUAGAUGGCCCUUAUUCAUUGAUCCCCUUUUUAUAUCCUAUACGUGAGAAUAUAGGGCAGAUAUCAGGGAGCCACAUUUACCUAUCUGAAGGUGAACUAAAAGAUCUGUGCAUAGCUUGUGGACUGGUGGAUUAUACAUUUGUUAGAAACAGACGUUUUAUUAUGAUCUCUGCCCGAAAGCCCAACUGAGCAUGCAGGAAUUGUCCAAUUAUUUCCUUCAUUAAGAUAAAGGUAGUUAUGGCUUCUGUCAUCUUAACAUUGUAUAUCACGUUGUACAUGAACAAUUCAACAAUAAGAUGAUUUAUGUAAAAAACAAGAAAACUUUUAAUUGUAGAUUUGAAACUAGUUUUGUUGUAGAAUGAUUUAUGUAAAAAGCAAGAAAAUUUUCAAUUGUAGAUUUAAAAGUAGUUUUCUUGAAUGA